AUGUCCAAAUCCAAUACAUUAGGGAAGUUGGCCGAAGCUACUUCGAAAACACUCAAAUCAAAACCAUACCAAAAGAAACCACAAGGUAACAAAUUAUAUCCAGAUCCUAAAGUUGCAAGGUUUUUAUCAAAAACUGAUCCAAUACGGAAAGAAGAAAUACAAGAUCAACUAUUUACACAAGGUUCUGGUCUUCCCAGAUUAUCCAAGAUCAAUCCAGCCGCCUCGAGAAGUAUAUUACAAGGAGGUGAUGAUAGAAGCUCAGGUAUUCCAAGAAUGGGAUCAAAUAAUAUGUUUGGAUUAUCAUCAACUGGGAGAUUACAAAGAAACAUAGAUUAUUCCAAUCCAAAAGAUGUUCAAUGGAUGACAUUUGAAACCAAGAAACCAGAGAUUUCCCAGUCAUAUAAGGAAAUCAUUGAGGAUAAUUCAAUAUUGUUGAUUAUAAAUGAUAUAAGUGAUACUGCUACAGAUGUAAACUAUAAAAACAAAAUUGAAGGUACCAUUAAGGCUUUUGAAUCUGUGCCUAAUACAACAAAAUUCCUAAAUAUCCAGAAAGAGAUGUUCAUAAAGCUCUUGGAAAAUGAUCCAAUCUUAUAUAAAUGCCUUGCAAAUCUCAGGAUUCAACCUUCGUCUAAAGUGGGUAAAUUAGGUUCGUUCAUGAAAUUGAUAUCAAUCCCAAGUCAUGCCAUUGAAAUCACCCCAAAGAUCAUCGAUGUGCUUCAAGCCAACAAAGGCAGCUAUAAAUUGGUGUCAUUAUAUGUGAAUCUUGAUCGUUCUCCUCAACUAGCACAAGAUUUAAUUUCAAUUUCCAAGGAUUUUACAUCGGAUACCAAAGAGAUGAACUACGAAUCAUUAUUGAAAAAGGCUAUUGACUCACACACUGAAGACAGCACAUCCAAGUCCAUUUUGAAGAAGAUUGGGGAGUCCAACUUGUUGAAGUUAUCCACCACUGACAAGAGUAUCAGUUUUAUCAUUGCAGACACUGGGAAGACUGAUAUCAACCAUAAAAUCACCAGCUAA
Molecule: messenger RNA, 1017 nt
Organism: Hansenula ciferrii
Lineage: Eukaryota; Fungi; Ascomycota; Saccharomycetes; Phaffomycetales; Wickerhamomycetaceae
Exons: 1
Coding region: 1-1017 (338 amino acids)
Source: RefSeq, a predicted model, not a curated record